CAUCAUCACAUCGCCCGCCUCCUGACCUACCAUCCCCUGCAAGCACUGUCCACGCCGCUCGCAAUCAUUCAGAGACGGCGGAGGAGAGAAGAAUGUGAAGCUCGCCACCAUGUCCUUCUCAUACGACCGCUACGACCGCCGCCAGUCCUCGAGCCGCCGCACCACCUUCGGCUACUGGGUGCCCCUUGUGUUCACCGUCACCGUCGCAACCGCUGGAGUCGCCGCCUGGAUCUGGAGCCAGCGCGAGGAGGACGAGGAUGAAUCAGAUGAUGCCGACCUGAGUUAUGGCGAAGAUGGGGACAGAUCGCAACCAAUUCCUGGGCCACGAGACGUGGCGGGCUCAGUCCCGCAGGGCGUCGCGCACGAAGAGGAGGGCUUUCUAGGACGCGUCCAGGGCGCAAUACGGCGUACACCGAGUCCGCAGCAGGCGUUUGAUCUGGUCAGCAAGAAGGCCGUCGCCGGCGUCGCGGCAGCGGGCGCAGCUAUGGGCGGGGUGUUGUCGUCGAUUCGCGAGGAGGACAAAGACGCUUUCGAUGAGUCUUCGCGAUGGUCUGAGGAACAGCUCAUUCGGCGAAGCGUUGAGGCACAGUCUUCUCAGAGUGCGUCUGCUGUCGCGACCCAUACAUCCUCUUUCGGCGCAUCGGUGCGUGGAGGACCGCAAGCAGCUGGCGCGCGAAGGAAAACCGUGGUUAUUGUGGUGUCUGCUGAAGCUACACUCGAAAACAUGCAUGAUGAGGACGAGCAAGGCGCAUAUCACACUGAGCAUGCCUCCAUUCUCUCUCACAUCCCUGAAAUAGACGCUUCAAAGGCCCGUGUCUUCGUUCUUAUCUACUCCCCAUCCCUAAGUGCCCAGCCUACGGGGUCGUCCAGCUCCUACGCCGCUCCUCCGUCCCUUGGAUCCUCCUACUCGGCUCUCUCUACUCCCGCCGUAACCCCCGGUGAGGAACUCACACAAAUCGCACCUCACCCCGAAUCACCCUACACGCCCGCUCAGACCGCCACUACUCCCGCUCUCUCGGCCCGCGAUUCGGACAACUCUCUCUGGAACAGCCUCCACGUUCAAGCCCUCCGCCUCGUCGAGAACCCAACCAUGGUCAUGCCUUUUACGACUCCGACUGGGCACGUACAUAUGCUGCGGCACCUGGCGCCUGACGUUGUCUACAUAGUAGAUGCGCUCAGCGGGGAAAAUGGCGCCAAUGUCGAGCAGAUCAAGUCGUGGGUUGGGCAAGUUAUCGUGGUUGUGGGUGCUGAUGGCGCGGGCUUGGGAGGACUGGUGGAUACGGAUGACGAGGGCACCGGUGGCGAGGGGAAGGCUUACUCCCGGGGACACAAAUGGUGGGAGAGCGCUGAGAUGGUUGGGCUUGGAAAGGGUGUUGAGGUUGUGGACGGCGCACGAAUCCGUGAAGACGUCGAAAAGAGGGUUGGUGGCAGGGAUUAAGGCAUUGGACAAGGGCCUUUUUGCUGCAAUUUCCGCAUUAAACCUCGCAGACCGUGGAUCGGAAGUAUGCUUUGGACGCGUUAUGACGGAUGGCUGGUUGGGAAGCGAUUGGCUACUUGUACUUCAGUUGCGUAUAUAUCUUUGAAUCAAGUCCAUUACCAAACAGGCCCGGAGCC
This is a messenger RNA of Mytilinidion resinicola, 1614 nucleotides long. RefSeq lists its product as uncharacterized. The record is from RefSeq and is a predicted model, not a curated record. Bases 110 to 1438 code for a protein of 442 amino acids. The transcript has 2 exons. Lineage: Eukaryota; Fungi; Ascomycota; Dothideomycetes; Mytilinidiales; Mytilinidiaceae.